AUGCCAAAAGACAAGGGCCACACAUCGGCCUCACUUAUUAUCCCUUCGGAGAGCUCAACCACUACUAGCUAUGUUUAUUCCAGACGAGCACUCAUUCAAAAAUUCAGAACCACGGAGAUAUUGCGAGCAGCACAUCACUUUGGGGGUCCGUCCCUGAGACGAUUCGUGCUUCUUGGUAGUGCUGUCUCGGUGCUAAACUCCUUUGAAGAUCUACCUAGACAAGGAAGGCCCUAUACGGAGAAAGAUUGGAAUCCAUUUACUGUCGCACGGAAUGGCACCGUCCCGGGCUAUAACGUCUCCAACACUCGCGCUGAGGCAGCUGCGUGGCAAUUUAUGGAAAAGGCUAAACCAGGAUUUGACUUGACCGGCAUAAAUCCGGAUAUCAUCACCGGGCCCAUGAUUCACCCUAUACAUGGACCAAAGUCCAUCAAUGAAACAAAACAUUUCGCGAUCGCAAGCUUCAAUGAUGGAACUCACAAGCGAAUCGAAGGCGUUACAUUUCUAUUUUACCAUUUCGUCGAUGUCCGUGACGUUGCCCGUAGUCAUGUCGAUGCCCUCAAAAACCCGGCAGCGGCAAACCAGCACGUUCUUCUCAUUGCAGGACUCAUAUCACCACAGCUUGUGGUCAACACCAUUCGGCAAAACUUCCCUUCUCUUAAAGAUAGAGUUCCUGAGGGAAACCCAAGCCAGGUCUUGCCUUCAGAUGUCCACCCGACUGGGUGGGACACACGGAUUAGUCUAGACAUCCUGGCAAAGGGGUCCCGCGAUGGAAGACAGGAAUAUAUCGAAUUGGAGAAAAGUAUUAUCGACGCGGUCAAUAUGAUACUGCCCAUUGGUAUUUUGGGUUAG
Aspergillus niger is the source of this 849-nucleotide messenger RNA. RefSeq lists its product as uncharacterized. Bases 1 to 849 code for a protein of 282 amino acids. Gene Ontology annotation, molecular function: oxidoreductase activity, acting on the CH-OH group of donors, NAD or NADP as acceptor. Lineage: Eukaryota; Fungi; Ascomycota; Eurotiomycetes; Eurotiales; Aspergillaceae. The record is from RefSeq and is a predicted model, not a curated record. The transcript has 4 exons.